Messenger RNA from Ornithorhynchus anatinus (platypus), 2374 nucleotides. It is a transcript of the gene DPF2, whose product is annotated as double PHD fingers 2. The transcript has 12 exons. Gene Ontology annotation, cellular component: nBAF complex. Bases 103 to 1317 code for a protein of 404 amino acids. Lineage: Eukaryota; Metazoa; Chordata; Mammalia; Monotremata; Ornithorhynchidae. The record is from RefSeq and is a predicted model, not a curated record. Gene Ontology annotation, biological process: nervous system development.
UGAGCGGAGGACGUUAGCGGGCGGUCGGGGUCCGGCGCCUGCGCGCUGCGGGCCCCGGGGGCCCCGGUCCAGACAGAGACAGAGACGGGAGGAGGAGGGAAGAUGGCGGCCGUGGUGGAGAAUGUAGUCAAGCUGCUCGGCGAGCAAUACUAUAAGGAUGCCAUGGAGCAAUGUCACAACUACAACGCCCGCCUGUGCGCCGAGCGCAGUGUCCGCCUGCCCUUCCUGGACUCGCAGACCGGCGUCGCCCAGAGCAACUGCUACAUCUGGAUGGAGAAGAGGCACCGCGGCCCCGGCCUGGCUUCUGGGCAGCUGUACUCCUACCCGGCCCGACGCUGGAGGAAAAAGCGGCGGGCCCACCCCCCGGAGGACCCCCGGCUCUCCUUCCCGACCAUCAAACCCGACACCGACCAGACCCUGAAGAAGGAGGGGCUGAUCUCUCAGGACGGCAGCAGCCUGGAGGCCUUGUUGCGCACCGACCCCCUGGAGAAGCGGGGCGUCCCCGACCCCCGGGGGGCGGACGACGACAGCCUCGGCGAGUUCCCCGUCACCAACAGCCGCGCGCGCAAGAGGAUCUUGGAGCCCGAUGACUUCCUGGACGAUCUGGACGACGAGGAUUAUGAGGAGGACACCCCCAAGCGCCGGGGCAAGGGCAAAGCCAAGGGCAAAGGCGUGGGCAGCGCCCGCAAGAAGCUGGACGCGUCCAUCCUGGAGGACCGAGAUAAGCCCUACGCCUGUGACAAUAGUUUCAAACAAAAGCAAACCUCGAAAGCGCCCCCGAGAGUCUGUGGGAAGCGCUACAAGAACCGUCCUGGGCUCAGCUACCAUUAUGCUCACUCCCAUCUGGCGGAGGAGGAGGGCGAGGACAAGGAGGACUCGCAGCCGCCCACCCCUGUCUCCCAGAGGUCCGAGGAGCAGAAGUCCAAGAAGGGCCCCGACGGACUGGCUCUGCCCAACAACUACUGCGACUUCUGCCUGGGGGACUCCAAGAUCAACAAGAAGACGGGGCAGCCAGAGGAGCUGGUGUCCUGCUCCGACUGCGGCCGCUCGGGACACCCCUCCUGCCUGCAGUUCACCCCGGUGAUGAUGGCGGCCGUGAAGACCUACCGCUGGCAGUGCAUCGAGUGCAAAUGCUGCAACAUCUGCGGCACCUCCGAGAACGACCUGCUCUUCUGUGACGAUUGUGAUCGUGGCUAUCACAUGUAUUGCCUCACCCCGCCCAUGUCCGAGCCGCCCGAGGGGAGCUGGAGCUGCCAUCUGUGUCUGGACCUGCUGAAGGAGAAGGCGUCCAUCUACCAGAACCAGAACAACUCCUGAUGGGCCCGCAGCCCCGACAACCGCCCGCCCCACACAAACAGGCUCUGUCUUCCCCCACUCCUCUUCUUCCUCUUCUUCCCAUCCCCACCCCUGUCCUCACCCCCAGCCAUCCCUUUCCCAGGCCCCGGGGAGCCUCGGGAGAGGAGAGGCCCCGCCUCGGGUCGGAGGGCAGAUGGAGUCCGUGCCCGUCCUCUGGCGUAGAGAGCCAAGCCCCCCCGCACCUCCCCGCUUCCUCCAAAGUGCAUUCACUCUGCCUGCCUUGGGUCCAGCCCGGCUCCCCAGUCUCCCUGCCGGGCCCCGUGGCGGGGGGUGGAGACCGGGGAGGGGUUACCGGCUGUCACCCAGCGCUGCCCACUGUGUCUCUGGGGAGCCGGGCCCGUCGGGAUGCCCAGAACGGCCACCGGAGGCGGGGAACCUCCGCGUUCCCAGCCCCCGCUGCCCCUUGUGGGAAUGGCCCAGGGCCCCGGGGUACCCCCCCGGCACCGCCCCCGCCACCUCACCCUCCCCGUCCGGACCCGGAACCCAAGAGGCCGGGGGAGCCAUCCCCCUGUCCCCCCGGCCCCGCCCACUGUGCCCAGCACGAGGGAGAGUAGCGCCCGCCGCUGCCCGUCCCCUCCCGCCUGGUUCCCCCGGCCUGCACCCCAGGGGCCCGGCCAAGUCCCCGCCCUCUGCCCCCCCAGCCCGUCCUCCCUUCGCCCCUCCUUAUGUCGAGGGGGGGCGGGGGGCGGUGCCAGCUGGAGCCGCAGCCCCAGGGUGACCUGGGAUAAUGUGCCUGUUUUAUAACUACUUCGAGCCUACCUCCAGAAUCCCCUCACCUGGCCCCGGGUGUGGCCCGGCCCCCUCCCCCCUCGCACGCUCGCUAGCAGCUGGUAAGGCCUCGACGCCCCGGUCCCCUCCGCCUGGCACCGCCCCUCCCGUCUCACCCCCCCCCCCCCGGGGUGUGCCGCUUCUCACCGUCGCUUUGGAGUCGAGGUUUUGUGUUGGUUUUUUUUGGUUUUUUUUUUGUUAAGUUUCCUGUAUCCCAGACAUUGGUACAAUAAACAUUUUUACACAGAGA